This is a messenger RNA of Bacillus rossius redtenbacheri, 6675 nucleotides long. RefSeq names its product suppressor of hairless protein (gene Su(H)). The transcript has 3 exons. The record is from RefSeq and is a predicted model, not a curated record. Gene Ontology annotation, biological process: regulation of transcription by RNA polymerase II. Gene Ontology annotation, cellular component: nucleus. Gene Ontology annotation, molecular function: RNA polymerase II cis-regulatory region sequence-specific DNA binding; DNA-binding transcription activator activity, RNA polymerase II-specific. NCBI's taxonomy places the organism in Eukaryota, Metazoa, Arthropoda, Insecta, Phasmatodea, Bacillidae. Bases 406 to 1899 code for a protein of 497 amino acids.
CGUUGGGGACAGCGUUGCCACGGGCAUCCUGGAAACCUUUCAGGGCCUGGUGCAGCCAUAUCGACACAUCUGGGCGGUGUGUCAAGAUCUUUCCCACGAAGGACGGCGCGGCCACAUUCAAGUACAGCCACCACGCCGACGAACAACACGCUACACGCAGUACACGCGCUGUGCUCGGGAUGUAAACAGUGGGGGAGCUAUUUGUGUGUUGCAUCUGUUUUCACGGCUACUAGUCAGAUCACAUUUCUUGAAUUUCGGACUGCUGAAAAGUUGAUGCUAUAGAUUCAUGAAACUCUAACAUGGGAGGUUUGCUACGCUGGUAGCAGGCCGAGCAAUGUCACGUCUCGGUCUCGCUACUAGUGAGAUUGCAGUGACCAUCAGAUAACCUCAACGGGGCACCCCACAAUGCCGCACCAGUUUGGUCUGCCCGCGAUGGCGCACGGCAUGCAGUCCCCACCGUCGCCACCCGUUGUCUUCGAUCGUUACAACUCCAUGAUGUAUCGGCCGGAAGACCAGAGACUUACGAGGGAAGCUAUGGAGAGAUACUUGCACGAGAGGAGCGACAUGAUCAUAGUGAUCUUGCAUGCCAAGGUGGCUCAGAAGUCGUACGGAAACGAGAAGAGGUUCUUCUGCCCGCCGCCUUGCAUAUACCUGAUCGGGGAAGGGUGGCGGUUACGACAAGAGCAGAUGCUACGACAAGGGGAGACAGAUCAAGCGGCUCAGCUCUGUGCAUUUAUAGGCAUCGGAAACUCAGAUCAGGAUAUGCAGCAACUAGACUUGAACAAUGGCAAACAGUACUGUGCUGCUAAAACUUUAUACAUUUCGGACUCUGACAAACGUAAACAUUUCAUGUUGUCCGUCAAAAUGUUCUACGGUAAUGGGCACGACAUUGGUGUAUUUCACAGUAAGAGAAUCAAAGUAAUUUCGAAACCCUCCAAGAAGAAGCAGUCAUUGAAAAAUGCUGAUUUGUGCAUAGCAAGCGGCACCCGAGUGGCUCUCUUCAACAGACUGAGAUCGCAGACAGUGAGCACGCGAUACCUGCAUGUUGAAAAUGGUAAUUUUCAUGCCAGCUCCACCCAAUGGGGAGCUUUCACCAUUCAUCUUCUCGACGACAACGAAUCUGAAUCGGAAGAGUUUGCAGUGCGCGAUGGCUAUGUGCACUAUGGUAGCACGGUGAAGCUGGUGUGCAGCGUGACCGGAAUGGCGCUACCUCGACUGAUAAUACGUAAAGUCGACAAACAGAUGGCAUUGCUGGAGGCGGACGACCCAGUGAGCCAGCUUCACAAGUGUGCAUUUUACAUGAAGGACACGGAGCGUAUGUACCUUUGCCUGUCACAGGAACGCAUCAUCCAGUUCCAGGCAACCCCAUGCCCUAAAGAACCGAACAAAGAGAUGAUCAAUGACGGUGCGUGUUGGACCAUCAUAAGCACGGACCGCGCGGAGUAUCAGUUCUACGAAGGGAUGGGCCCAGUGCGGUCGCCCGUCACGCCCGUCCCGGUCGUACACAGUCUCCACCUCAAUGGGGGUGGGGACGUCGCCAUGCUGGAACUCACGGGGGAAAAUUUCACUCCGACGCUGCAGGUCUGGUUUGGUGACGUUGAAGCGGAAACCAUGUACCGCUGCCAGGAAAGCAUGUUGUGCGUGGUUCCGGAGAUUUCGUCCUUCCGGGAAGAGUGGCUUUGGGUCAGACAACCCACGCAGGUUCCAGUGUCGCUCGUUAGGAAUGAUGGGAUCAUUUACGCGACAGGAUUGACGUUUACGUACACUCCGGAACCUGGACCCCGCUCCCAUUGUCCCCCUGCUGACGACAUAAUGCGAAGCAGCAGUCAGGGUGGUCGGAUGCCUCAAAUUUCCGAUGUACCUUGGACGCAGCAUCAUCCACCUCCUGGACCCUUAUAGUCGUUCCAUAGGAUUUAUUUACGUAGGUUAACUUUGUACAUGUCAAAUUUAAGAUUGGGGUCACACUUGCUGUGUUUACAAAGGCAUAUAUGUGUCCAUGUAUUAUUUUCAUUCUUGUUACAGAAGGAAGUACAUAUGUAUUUAUCACGUUAGUGAUAAAAUGUAAACUGAUAUCCGUUUACAAAUUGAGACUGUUGACAUAAAAAUUAAGACAGAACAGAUUUUCAUCUGUUAUAAAGCUAAAAGUAAUUAAAAUUUUUCCUAUUGUAUUUAUUUCACAUGUGCUUUAAGAUUUUUAUAUUUAAAUGUAGAUGAUUUUUGUUUUUGCUUUGUGUAAGUUUCCAUGCUAUGAAAAAAUGACUGUUCUUCUCUUCCUUCUUCGCUCAUACUGGAUUGGACUGACUAUUAGGAUGUUUUAUAUAUUUUUUUCCUAUUCAUUAGGAGAGUGUGACACCAAUCUAAAUAUAUAAAUGUUUAGCAUAUUUAAAGCAUAUUGUAUGGUGCAACAGUUUAGUGUGUCUGAUGGUGCAUAUAUUUUAUAAAUACUUUGCAUUAUUACUAUGAUUGUAAUUUUCUAUGGUGAUUGUACAGUGGCUACUUAAUGAUAUCUUUCUUAGAUCAUCUUGGAUAAUCUUGAAUCUUAAACUUGUGUAAACAGGUGGACAGUUAAAAUGGUUACAUAAUUGAAUUUUUUCAUCAUAUAGUUCUUUCAGGAGAAAUAAAUUCUGGUGGUAAUUUUGUGACCCUCAUAAAAGUAAUGUGGGUUUGAUUCCUUGCAGCUGGUUUGUGGAAUUUUACAUGCGGGAAACAAUUUCACUUUUGUAUCCCAUCCUCACAUUCAAUUGCUGUUUAGUAGUAGGAUCUCGUUCUGUUCCUCACUUCAGGAGAUUACAGACAAACGAGCCACAGAUUAGAAGUUUGGAUCGUGGUGGUUUAAGUCUCUCUCUGUUCAACAUCCACUCACCAUUAUUACAUCAUCAAUUUGUUCCAAGAGCUCAUCAUCUUAUAAGGGAAUACAGAGAAAGGUCUUUAAUAGGGAUGGGCCAAUCAAAUCCUUAUUAUUGAUGGAAUCAAUAUUUUAGGAAAAAGAUUAGAACAAAAAUAUUAGAGCAAGUAAAGUAAAUUAAAAAUUCAUCACUGAUAACCUUUGAAGUUUAAUAGGUCAAUUUUUUUUCUUCAUACCUAUCCAGUUACCAUUCCCCAAGAUAUUGUACUUUUAACAGGUAAUUAUAUAAAUAAAAUUACAGUAUAUAUUGAUUCUGGGUAGGGUAGAAUGUUUCAACACCAUAGUUUAUAUUUUUCAUUUAUUUUACAUUAUUUUAUUUUUGACACUUGGCACCUAGAUUCAGUUUAAAGGAGUAUAUUCGAGGUACUCUUUGGGUUUUGGAUUUGAGAAAGUUGGGAUUUGACCCAUCACUAGUCUUAAAUCCACAUUUUUUUGGUCUGGUACAUCCUAUAAUUCAGCACCGUUCGAGUCUCAUUACUGUUAGUUAUAAUUUCAGUAGUGUUUUAGUUUUCCAGUGGGUUAAAUUUCCAUAAUGAAGUUAAAAAAAAGACUAGCGCUCGUCUAUAUUUUCUCUUUCUAUAGAGCAGCUCUUUAUGUGUUUUAAAUACCAUUGUACUUUACAGGUAUUCAUUUUCAGUAUUUCCAUUAAAACUAUGUUGACUUUGAUAAUCCAGCAGAAUAGAUAACUUGGCAUGGCUAUUGUCCUGAAUGUGCCGGAUUAAAGAUUUUUCACUGUGUUUAGGAUAACACCACAUUUCACGUCACUUCCUUACAUACAGAUUCCCUUGUAAUCUUAACUGCAUGGCCACAAGGGUGUCUGCAGGCAAAUGUAUUUCAAGGAUAUCAAGAUAUUGACAGUAGGCUAAUAGAAACUGCUGUUUGUAAAAGGUUGCACUUGCAAAGUUGCAAACAUAUCUGUUGACCAACACCAUUGUAAACAGAACCACAGCCUCGUGCGUCAUAGGGACCUGAUCUAAAAUCACUUUGUCUGCCCUAUUCAUGCAUCUGUAUAUUGCAGUGAAAAACCAUAUAAAUUUUUGUAUGUAUUUUUUAUUUUUUUUUAGUAUAAAUUUCCAAAAGCUUUAAACCUUAUACUGUACAGUUAGUGUCUAAAAUGUAAUGAUGAACUAAAUAUUAAUGCCACCAUUAUUGUUUGUAGGUUCUUUUUUUAUUAUGGCACAUCAUAAGUUUGGGUAUUUUUUCGUUGUAAAUUUAGUAUAUUAAUAUAAAACAAAAUUAAAAUACUAAGUGAUAAGCAGAAAGUUAUUUCAUAGCUUGAAAAAAUGAUACAUUUCUUUUGUUUCAAGUCCUGAAUAUAGUCAACAAAGGGUUUUCAAUUCUUCUUGUGCUCACAAGCAAUUACAUUUGCACAUAAAAUAUGCCAGAAAUGUAUGCAUUCAUAUUCAAGUUACUCCAAAAAAUUUCCACAGUUAAGUUGAGAAAUAAAGCAAUUAUUUUUUUUGUUUACAACUACAGUAUGAACCUAUUCAGACAUAUCCUUGAAUAAUUCCCCUGCAUUUAACAUUGGCUUUCACCUACUGUUGAUUCCUCAAUGUUCAUUCACAAAUAAUCUUAAUUCAACAACCUUUUUCUGAUCUGAUUUCUACCCGGUUAUGUUACAAAUUUGACUGGCACAUGAUGCAUUCUUUUAAUUACGUGAAUUGUAUGUAAAUGUACAAAUCUGCACAUUGCGAACAAAUUGAGAAAACAUGGUUCCUGCACACAGGAAAAAUUGGGAAAGCAUAGGGAAUUGAAAAGGUGUCCUAGAAGCCUGGAAGAUACAGGAAAAUUGCCAAUCUUAGAACUGGUAUUUAUUAUAAUCUUAAAUUUGUAUGCUGUUAAUAAUCAGUAUCUGAUUUAUACUAACAAUCAAACGUAAAGGAUUCAAAUAUGUAUUAAUUUGAAUUAUAGUCAAAUACGUAUGUAACUUUUUUUUCAGACUGGCAAUGAUAACAGUGCAGACUGAAUUCUCUGCAGGAAAAAAUUUCAUAGUCAACUCUGCAUGCUAUGUAUGUUUGUUAAAAUGUGUUUUGAUAAUAAUGUGUAUUUUUAUACAGUAUAUCUGUUAUCUUGCCAGAUAGAUGGAUCAAUAGGACAAGGGGAAAAAAAAUGGCGGGACAGUAAAAAGAAGGAAAACUAGGGGAAAUUGGCUAAAGUCAGUGUGAGGGAACCUUGUAAAUACUCAAUUAUCAUAAAAAAAAAAAAAAACUAAGUAGUAUUUAUGUGGCUGGUUGUUAAGUUGCAACUUGAAUUUAAAUCUGUAUCAUUUUUAUGUGGCUAAACAUACAUUUAUAAUUUUUUGCCAUACUGAUGCAAAGAAGCAAGAUAAAAGCAAAAUGAUUAUCAAACUACAUUUUAUAAGAGUAGAAAAUUUAUUUAAUUUAUCCUAAUUUGAAAUAUUUUGUGAAUUAAAAAAGGUUGAGAUUUGUGAAUUUUUAUGUAACAAAUUGUAAAAUAUAUUUAUUAGUGCUUUGUAUUUUAAAAAUACUAGCUUUUGGUUUUAUGAAGUAUUUAAAUAAUUUAUUACAUCAUAUGUUUAAUACGUUUAUUCAGACUUUAGUUUCUUUUUCCCCCUACUAAAACCAAAACAAACCAUCUAGGAUUCAACAGUUUUAAGGCCAUAACUCUUUUUAUCGUUAAAAAUUAAAAAAAAUGUGGCACACAGUUUAAUGGCAGGCCUAAAGUUGUGCUUGACUGCUACAAAAAAUAUUUUCCAGUGAAAUCAAUACUUUUGAGACAGCAAUAGUACUAUCAAUACACACUAGUUUAUAGUCUUGGAAAAUCUCUUAAUUUUUUCUCUCUACCUUACCUUAAUGAAAAUAAAAUUUUAAUAAUAAGCAAAGUGUUAUGACCUAAAAACUUGAAUUCAAAUAGGUGUCUUUGGUGUCUCUCUCUUCAGUAUUAAAGAUGUAAACCAAAGAUGGACUGAUGUUUAUGUUGAAAUAUAGAGUAAAAUUUCCAGCUUAUUACAUAAUUCUUAAGAAUUGGUUAAAACCUGAAUUUUUGUUGUUAAUAGCAUAAAUGAAAACUAUAGUUGCAAGAAAAGUAACAAACAUUUGACUCCACGCCAUUUUUAUUAUAAUUACAAUGCUGAUAUAAUUUUUUUUGAAUGGGCCGUGUACAACUAGCUCACAGAGAAGUAGAGUGGUUAAAAUAUAGUCUGAUCUUCCAUGCAAUGUUUUUAUUACACCCUACGUUGUUGUAGCAUGACUAAAAAGAAUUAUUUAUCUCAAUUUUGAUGUGCAGUUAAAACUGAAGUAGGUGACAUAAAAUGUGUUCUAUUGUCUUAUUGCUGUAUUAUAUUUUAAAAUAACAGCUUUUAUCUGUAGAAACAGUUUUUAGCUGUAUAAAUGGUACAAAAUUUUAGCUUUUUUCUCUCUCUGAAAUAUCAGCAAUCUUGAAUUCUAAUAUGUAUUUUGUUUUGCAUUGGGGCUCAAUUAAUCUGACCCACCAACUUUAUUUGUGAAUACAAUUAUUUAAAGUGCAGUAAUUAUGAUUAUCAAAAUUUGCAUUCUUUAAAAUUUAUUAAGUGUUUUAACAUCACAGUCUCAACAUAUUUUCAAUGAAGUAUGAUUGAACUUGACAUUUUCUGUGAAUUAAUUAAAACUGAUGUAAUUGUAAUGUCAUUUGUCACCAUCACUCAAUGAUUGUGUGAUUUGUUUUAUUUUUUGUAAUAAUUUUACUGCAAAUAAAAAUGUUUAUAGUAAAAGUACUACAAGUAACUGCAGUAUAUAUUAUAUACUUGUAGUAUAUAUUAUAUGCAUUUUUUA